Molecule: messenger RNA, 345 nt
Organism: Penicillium angulare
Lineage: Eukaryota; Fungi; Ascomycota; Eurotiomycetes; Eurotiales; Aspergillaceae
Product: GFA family protein
Exons: 2
Coding region: 1-345 (114 amino acids)
Molecular function (GO): carbon-sulfur lyase activity
Source: RefSeq, a predicted model, not a curated record
AUGCCUAUCUAUUCAGGAUCAUGCUUUUGUCGAAACAUUGAAUAUGAGUUGCACCUAGCCUCACCCGAUGAAGCACGGACAUCCUUAUGCCACUGCCGUAAUUGUAGACACUGGCAAAUGAUGCAGAAAGCUUUUGGAACUAACUACGGUUUGACUGUGAAAGUACCAAAGGAUGCAUUCCGUCUCACAACCGGCAAGCCAAAAGUACAUGCCGCAGACAACGGAUCGGGAGUCAUGAUUUAUCGCGAAUUCUGCGAUAACUGUGGUAGCUACAUUCUGGAAUAUGGAGUUCGUGAAACCCAUUUCACUUACAGCCCAUUGAUGUUUGUGGAGUCUAUCUACUGA